CGUCUGCUCAGUCACCAUCUCCUCUUCCAACACAGGCAAGUGGAAAGAGAAAUAAUUAUUCAGAGAAAUUAACCUUUUCGAUUAAAAAGGGGAAUGAGGGAGCAACACGCACGCGCUUUUAACAGCUAAACUCAUUCUCUUUUCUUCCUUAAAACCACGAACUCUAUCUUGUGUCUCUGUUUCAACUUUCACUUUGCAUCGUCCUUGAUUCCUUCUUUCAGGAGGCUCCCUUUCAAGGUGUCUAUAAUAAAUGGCUUUGGUUACAACUGCCGAAGUCUGUGAUGCAAAUCCACAGCUAAUCGUGAAUGGUGAACUUCGGGCCCUCCAACCAAUAUUCCAGAUAUAUGGUCGUCGCCCGGUUUUCUGUGGACCUAUAGUUACACUUAAAGUAUUUGAAGACAAUGUUUUGAUCCGUGAGUUUCUUGAGGAGAAGGGUAAUGGCAGAGUUCUGGUUGUAGAUGGUGGUGGUAGUUUAAGGUGUGCCAUACUUGGGGGCAAUCCUGUAGUUCAAGCUCAAAAUAAUGGAUGGGCUGGAAUAGUUGUUAAUGGCUGCAUAAGGGAUGUUGAUGAGAUAAAUGGUUGUGACAUUGGGGUGAGAGCUCUUCAUUCUCAUCCAAUGAAGGCCAAUAAGAAGGGAAUUGGGGAGAAGCAUGUCCCAAUAACCGUUGCUGGGACUAGAAUCUGUAAUGGGGAGUGGCUUUAUGCAGACACUGAUGGUAUCCUCAUCUCUAAAACUGAGUUAUCUGUUUGAGCAUCCUUUUCUUCCUCAAGGUAGAAUCUGCAGGAUGCCUUUCCAGGCUGGUAAGUUAUAUAUGCCUUUCUGUUAUUCUGUUCCUGAGAUGAGAUUUUAUGCAUUGGACUAAGUUGUGUAAUGUAUUAUUAAUUUGUGAUAAUGAACAUUUGCUGAUCACUUUGCGAAUC
This is a messenger RNA of Theobroma umbraticum, 921 nucleotides long. Its product is annotated as putative 4-hydroxy-4-methyl-2-oxoglutarate aldolase 2. Lineage: Eukaryota; Viridiplantae; Streptophyta; Magnoliopsida; Malvales; Malvaceae. Gene Ontology annotation, molecular function: ribonuclease inhibitor activity. The record is from RefSeq and is a predicted model, not a curated record. Gene Ontology annotation, biological process: regulation of RNA metabolic process.